CUUCGUUCAAUUCUGGCUCAAGCAGUCGUCGGAAAGGCAAAACGAGGCUAUAUGAAGAAGAUCAAACCAGUUUGCGCCGAUGAUGUGGAAGCUUUGCCAUCGUCACGUCCCGUGUUACAGACAAAACUUGAAGAUAACUUCUUUCGAAAUCAACCUGAAUUUCUGAGAAAAGAUGCUGACUUCGUUGCAAAAAGACUGUAUCAAAAUAUAGUGAAUAUAAUCAAGAACGAUGUAAUCCCUUCUGAAAUCGAACGGGCAAAACAAAAGUUAGUUACUGAGACAACAUUUAAUGUGAAUAAUUGGCAGGAGGUGAAUAAGGACGAAUUUAAGGAAAAACAGAAAAUAUUGGUGAUGAAAUUAUGCAACAAAACAGCUGAUGGAGUUUUGGAGAAAAUAUCAUCUGAAGUGAACGAGGAGUGUAAAUCGCGAUGUUUUGUUGCUGUUCAAAGCCUAAGCCCCCACAAUAUGAAUGAAAUAGUUAUAAAGACCACAUCAGGAAUCGUUCAUCAAUCGACCAUGAACAAACUGAAGGAAUGGUCACAUCAAAAUAUCUCAUCAAUUAUCGAAAAACUUGUUCGCCGAGAUAUGGAUAAAACGAUAACAAGAAAGCAAAGUAUCCCUGAAAAUAUUUACAGGGCACACGCACAAGAUUGUGAUCAUCCUUUUAACUGGUUUUAUCAACAACUGCUUGACAAGGAAUGUGAAGUGUAGUAUAAGGAAGCGGCUUCUGCGUGAGACCAGCAAUGCAGGCGGUGCGUGAAGUAUGACGUCACUAAUUCUUAAUUAUUAUAAUUUAUUACCAACUUUUUAGUUAUUUAUUUUUCCACGUGGAGAAGGAGGUUGCGCCCGCGAUAACCUGGCAUGUUUUAAAAUGCGGACUAUACUGGACUGGACCGGAAAAGCGCGAACUUGUAAAUCACGGACUUUUAAAUGACGGACUCAGUCCGUUAUAUAAAACGCGGACUUGUAAAGUGCGGACUUGUAAAUAACGGACUAAUAAUAAUAUUUUCCUCAGAUCUCUCCACUAAUUUUCCCUUUCGAAGGAAAAUUCCCAAAAUUUACAAGUCCGCGUUUUAUAUCACGAACUCCGUGGUUCCGUGGUUCCGUGGUUUACAAGUCCGUGAUUUACAAAUCCAGUCUAGUCCGUAUUUUACAACAUGCCCGAUAACCUAUAUAUUUAAAAAUUUCAAUACAUUUUUUAUAAAUGACCACUAUAUAUAACGUUAAAUUAGUGGAUUUUCCAGUGGUGAAACAUGUAGCCGAGUGGUC
Dendronephthya gigantea is the source of this 1269-nucleotide messenger RNA. RefSeq names its product codanin-1-like. The transcript has 9 exons. NCBI's taxonomy places the organism in Eukaryota, Metazoa, Cnidaria, Anthozoa, Malacalcyonacea, Nephtheidae. Gene Ontology annotation, biological process: chromatin organization. The coding region runs from base 52 to 711 and encodes 219 amino acids. The record is from RefSeq and is a predicted model, not a curated record. Gene Ontology annotation, cellular component: nucleus.